UAGUUCCACGCAUGAUUGUGCAGCCUGAGGUUCAUAAAAAAGAGAAUUAUGAAAGAUGGUGCAUUUUCAUGCAACACUAUUUAGUGGCUCAAGACCUUUGGGAUGUGGUUCUAUCCAGCGAGAUGCCUGAUGGAGAAGACCCAAGGGAGUGGAUUAAAAAGAAUGCUUUAGCUCUGUAUGCAAUUAAGAUUUCAUGUGGUGCAGAAAAGUUUGAUCGGAUUAAAGAGAUUAAUUCAGCCAAAGAUGCUUGGAAUGCAUUGGCUGACUUGCAUAAACAGCCAAAUGAAGAUGGGAACAAAGAUACAGGAAUCAAGACUGUUGAAAGGAAACAAGCCGUGACAUUGCUCAAGGACAUAGAAAAGGGGGACUCUGAUGCUGUAAAGAAACUCUUGGAAACACAUUCUUCAUAUUCUGCAAGAGCAUUAGAAAACGGUUCCACUGCUCUUCAUGUUGCAAUUACUGCUGGCAAGAUAGAGUUGGCUAAGGAACUGAUUUCGGUGAUGUCAGAAGCAGGAGAGUUGGAAACACAAAAUAAGAGUGGUAAGACAGUUCUUCACUUGGCUGCUUGUAAGGGGAGUAGAGAGAUUGUAGAAUGUUUGGUUGCAAAGAACAAGAAAUUGCUUGAAAUCCCAGAUUGUGAGAAGAAGAUCCCACUUGUAUUGGCAUGUGCCACACACCAUAAGUGUUUGACUCUUUAUCUUUAUUCGGUGACACCUAUUGAAAUUCUAGAUCCAGUAAAUGGGGACCAUGGAUUCUUCCUCCUCAGAGAGUGUUUAAGGAACCGUAUGUUCGAGAUUGGACUGGAUCUGCUGUGCAAAUUUCCAGAUUUGACAUUUCACAAAAGCUCUUUGGAACCAACCCCUAUUAUUUCAGAGUUGGUCCAAGUACUAUCAUCAUUGUUUGCUGGAAUUUGGUACAAGCAUGUUCCAUUUUGGGAAUGGCCACUUAUGGUAUAUAUACCAUUUUGUAAAGUACCUAUCAUUGAGGCUCUGCUAGUUGGUGAUAAAUGGAAAACCCUCCCAGAAAAGCCAGGUCGGUUAAAAGCAUAUAAUCUAAAGUAUGACCGCGCCUAUGCCCGUGAGAUGGUACAUUUCAUAUGUGAGCAACUGUCAACUUUAGAAAGAGACCAACUUCUAAGAAGCGGAGCAGUGGAAGCUACCUUCAAGGCUAUCAAGCUUGGCUACCUUGACUUUGUAAAACAAAUUAUAGAAGCUAAUCCUGAUAUGGUUUGGAGCCAUGAUCCCGAACACUCAAGAGACAUGUUAAUGUAUGCUGUAGCACAUCGUCAAAAGGAAAUUGCCAAGUUUCUUUAUGGACACAAUGCGUGGAGGAACAUGACGGAGUUUACCACAGAUGACGACCAAAACAAUAUGUUACAUCUGGUCGCAAAGUUACCUCCCAGCUCUCCCCAUAUUCAUCAUUUAUCUGAUCCGGUUCUUCAAAUGCAAAGCGAAGCAAAGUGGUUUGCGGCGGUUGCACACAUUGUUCCAACAUUUUAUAAAGGACAAAGAAAUAAAAUUGGCGAAACUCCUUCAGAAAUGUUUAGCAAAGAACACCAGGAUUUACUUAAAGAGGCUCAAACGUGGGUAAAAGAGACGGCAAGUUUUGCCGCAGUUAUAGGCACUCUCAUCGUUGGCACUAUGUUUGCAGCAGGUAUUACUGUUCCUGGUGGUAAUAAUGAGCAGGAUGGCCUCCCCAUAUUUUCUAAAGGAGGAUAUUUUAGGCUAUUCAUAGGAUGGGAUCUACUUGCUGUCUAUUUAGCAUCUCUUUCAGUCGUGUUGUUUUUGGAUAUCCACAAAUCGAGGCUUACCGAAGAAGAUUUCCUAAGUGGAUUCUUGAUUUUCAAGUUGGCCAUGAGCUUUUAUUUUCUCUUCUCGUCCAUGGGAAUCAUGCUAAUUUGCUGUUUUGCUUCUAUGAAACUUGUGAAUCCCAAACGAAUCACGCCGUACAAUAUUGCUACUUUUAUCCUUUUUGGCUGUCCUUAUGUUUGCAUUUUUGUAAAACACCUUCUUCCUCUAAUUAAGACUUUAUACCCUAUUUUUUUCAAAACAGAGAGUAAAGUUUUGACUUGUUCCCAGAUUUCAUCUUUGAAAAAGUUCCCCAUCCUGCGUCAAUGUAUAUGUGGUUAAAUAUCAUCCCUUCUUCUCGUGUACUAAAACCUAAAUUACGCGCGUUGCGUGGACUUGUGUGCUUCUUUUCCUUUUCUUUUUACCUUCUCAUUUUUCCUGGAUUUGGAUGUGCUCUGUGUUUAUUGUAAUAUUAUUAAUGUUAAAGUUUGUCUUGAUAUUGUAUUUUAAUUUAAAUUCACAGCUGCGGUAUAUCAAUAAUAAUUCAGUAUAACU
Messenger RNA from Rubroshorea leprosula, 2342 nucleotides. The record is from the annotation of a GenBank genome assembly. NCBI's taxonomy places the organism in Eukaryota, Viridiplantae, Streptophyta, Magnoliopsida, Malvales, Dipterocarpaceae.